Molecule: messenger RNA, 627 nt
Organism: Lathyrus sativus (Indian pea)
Lineage: Eukaryota; Viridiplantae; Streptophyta; Magnoliopsida; Fabales; Fabaceae
Source: the annotation of a GenBank genome assembly
AUGACUAGAAAGAAGGUAAAACUUCACUACAUAAUCAAUAAAUCCAACAGGAGGGCAUCCUACAACAAAAGGAAAACUGGUUUAUUGAAGAAGGUUAAGGAAAUCAGCACCCUUUGUGGGGUAGAAGCAUGUGUCAUAAUCUAUGGUGAAAAUAGUGCUAAACCAGAGGUUUGGCCGCCUGGUCUAGGAACACGAAAUGUGUUACGCAUGUUUCACGGUUUUUCUGAACUUGAACGAAACAAAAAGAUGAUGGAUUUGGAGGGAUUCUUGAAGAAAAGCAUAGAGAAGUCCCAGGAGCAGUUGGCAAAGCAAAUUUUGGAGAACAAGAAGAAUAGAUUUUCCAUUUUCAUUGAUGAAGCUCUUAGUAAUCAAAAAUUUAAUACUGAUCUCGUGAAGAUCAAUGAAUUCAAUGAUCUGACGGCAUUUAUUGAUAGCAAUAUCAAGGAAGUCGAAAAAAGGUUGAAUUCAAUGAAUCUUGAAGAAGAAGAGUAUUAUGGUAAUGGAAUUGAAGCUAUUCCUGAAGUGGACCAGCAUGAUAAUAUUGGAAAUGCACAAGAGCUGGUGAAUAAGGAAGAGAUGCAAGCUAAUAUCAAUGGUUUGGAUAAUAACAAGGAUUAUGAUAUCUAA